AUGAGAGUACCCGUUUCCUCUCCACAAACCAACCCAAAACUCGAAUCUUGCAACAACACAAACACCAACCAAACCAACCGAGGCCUCAAUUUUCCUGCCAAUCUCAAUAUCCAAAACUUGUGCUACGAACCCACGUCGGUUCUUGACCUGCGCCACAGCCCCAGCCCGGUGGCCGAGCAAAAACCCGCAAAAAUUUCAGCGGUUUCAGACGUCCUGUCUCACUCAAAUCACCAUGACCCUCUUGAGUGGGACGAGCAGGCCCUGCACAAUCUGGACUGGGACUCGAUCAUGAGAGACUUGGGCCUGCACGACGACUCUGUUCCCAACUUGAAGACUUCAAUUCCGCAAUUGAACUCCACCGACUCACAAAUUUCUCAUCUUUCCGACUACCCACAUCCCCAGCCGUUCGACCCGACCCAGCUGGUCCACUCCGAUUUCAACAUCAAUCUCUCCGAAGUAUACUCCACCCAGAAUUUCACUAACGCCACCCACAAUUUUUACGACCAUCAGCCGGGAAAUUGGAACGUCGGGUUUGAUUUCAUAGAGGAAUUAAUCCGCGCUGCGGACUGUUUCGACUCGGACGAGUUGCAGCUCGCCCAGGGGAUCCUGGACCGCCUGAACCAACGGCUACGAUCUUCCUCCCCGUCGAAACCCGUCGGGAAGCCGCUCCAGCGUGCGGCGGUUUAUUUCAGGGACGCCCUCCAGUCCAUCCUCAACGGCUCAGAUUCAGCGGCUGACAAUCAGCUCUCGUCCUGGUCCGAAAUCGUCCAGACCAUCCGCGCCUACAAGGUCUUUUGUGGAAUUUCACCAGUCCCGAUGUUCUCCCACUUCACGACCAACCAAGCCCUCCUGGAAGCCCUCAGCGGCUCCGCCUUCAUCCACGUCGUCGACUUCGACAUCGGCUUCGGCGGCCAGUACGCUUCCCUGAUGAAAGAGCUCGCCGAGAAAGCUGACGUGGCUGGCCGAACCAGCCCAGUCCCACAGGUGCUCCGCAUCACCGCUGUCGUGCCCGAGGAGUACGCAGGCGAAACCCGGCUGGUCAAGGAGAACCUCUCCCAGUUCGCUCAGGACCUCAAGAUCAGGUUCCAGGUAGAGUUCGUCUCCGUCCGUACGUUCGAGAUGAUGUCCUUUAAGGCCGUCAAGUUCAUGGACGGAGAGAAAACGGCGGUUCUGCUCUCGCCGUACAUCCUGCGCCGCCUCUGCUCUCAGAACAACAUUUCCGCUUUUCUCGGCGACAUGCGGCGGUUGUCGCCAAGCGUCGUGGUGUUUGUCGACUCCGACGGGAUGGGGGACUCCGCAACGACGUCUUUCAGGAGGAACUUUGUCUCCAGCCUCGAGUUUUUCUCUGUUAUGCUGGAGUCGCUCGACGCGUCCACGGCGGCUUCCAGCGAAGUGGUGAAGAAGAUUGAGACGUUUUUGCUGCGGCCGAAGAUUCAGGCGGCGGUGGAGGCGGCGGGGAGGAGGGUCCCACCGUGGCGGGAAGCGUUUCGUGGGGCGGGGAUGAGGGCUGUGGAGCUGAGCCAGUUUGCGGACUUUCAGGCCCAGUGCUUGCUGGGGAAGGUCCAAGUCAGGGGGUUCCACGUGGCGAAACGGCAGGCCGAGUUGGUGCUUUGCUGGCACGAUAGAGCCCUGGUUGCCACGUCGGCAUGGAGGUGUAAUUAG
This is a messenger RNA of Prunus armeniaca (apricot), 1662 nucleotides long. NCBI's taxonomy places the organism in Eukaryota, Viridiplantae, Streptophyta, Magnoliopsida, Rosales, Rosaceae. The record is from the annotation of a GenBank genome assembly.